Halteromyces radiatus is the source of this 534-nucleotide messenger RNA. RefSeq lists its product as uncharacterized. Bases 69 to 230 code for a protein of 53 amino acids. NCBI's taxonomy places the organism in Eukaryota, Fungi, Mucoromycota, Mucoromycetes, Mucorales, Cunninghamellaceae. The record is from RefSeq and is a predicted model, not a curated record. The transcript has a single exon.
UUUUUUUUCCUUUUCUUCUUUUUCUUCUUUUUCAUCUAUUUUCUUUAUUUUUUUUUUUGAUUAUCAUCAUGUCUGACGUUGAAGUGAAUAAUGUGGAUCAAAUCCCUGCUGAACAAAAAGGUGCUUUCCAUAGUUUUCUCAAGUCCUUAACUUCCUUUUCUGGUGAUCUAUCAGCAUUGACUUGUCCUGCUUUUUUACUUGCACCUGUAUCUUUGAUUGAAUAUUCGUAAGUCCAUAAUAAAAAAUGAUUAUUAUUAUUUAUUUAUUUAUUUUUAUUUUAGUGAAUAUUGGACUCAACAACCAGAAUUAUUUGCAGCUAUUCCUCAAUCGUCUGAUCCUAUUGACCGUAUGGUAGCAUUUGUGAAAUGGUAUGUAUCUUCUUUAAAUGCUUCUUAUUCCAGUCGUGUUCCUAAAGGUGAAUGGGAAAAGAAACCUUAUAAUCCUGUUCUUGGUGAACAAUAUUUUAUGAAAUGGGGUCAAGUGGAUGAUUGUGGUGAAACCAAUGUUGUAUGUGAACAAGUCUCUCAUCAUCCU